This is a messenger RNA of Candida tropicalis MYA-3404, 867 nucleotides long. RefSeq lists its product as uncharacterized. The coding region runs from base 1 to 867 and encodes 288 amino acids. NCBI's taxonomy places the organism in Eukaryota, Fungi, Ascomycota, Pichiomycetes, Serinales, Debaryomycetaceae. The record is from RefSeq and is a predicted model, not a curated record. The transcript has a single exon.
AUGGAUAUUCCUAAACAUCCUUUAAUUCCUAAACAUGUAUUUGUUACGAUAAUAAACAAAUCUGUUGCUUUAGACAACGUACUAUCAUUACAUUAUACUACACAUAUAUCACAUCCACAAUUAUCAAAGAUCCUUAAUCAAGCAUCAUCACUUGCCAAAACAGUAAUCCAUACUAGUGAUAUACAACAAAUAUUGGAGAUAAAUCCGGAUAUGUAUGUGAUGUUUAAAUUAAAUGAUGAAUUAUCUAUAAAACUCUCUAAUAUCUCACAACUACAUCAACUGAGAAAGAAUGAAUUUAUUAAAAAAGUCAAAAUUUGGAUUGAAUCAAAUCAAGAUCUUGAUGAAAUUCCUAAACGACAAUCAAUAGCAACAACAACAACAACAACAAGUAUAUGUAAAUCACCUAAUAAAAUCAUUAAAUCAAAACAAAUAAUUAAUAAAAAUAGUCCAAGGAAAUAUUCUGAUUUGAAAAAUGAUCCAUCAAAAUUUAAAUUUAAUGAAAAAUCUGAACCUAAAGAAAAUUCAAUUAAAGGAUUAUCAUUACUUGAAAGAAUUAAACUUAAAGAAAAAUUAGCAAAAGAACAAUUAUCUAAACAAAUAACACCCGAAGAAAAAUAUCAAAAUUAUUUAAUUGGUAAAAUUCCAAUGAUUUAUGAUAUAAUUUAUCAAUUAUAUAAUUCUCAAAAUGAUAAUUGUAAAUCUUUUUCAACUAAUAAAUUAAUACAAAUUAUUCAAGAUAGUUCAAAUUAUCCUGUUGUUGCUGAUGAAAUUCAUGAUGUUAUAAAAUUAAUACAAUCAAAAUUAUCUAAAAUUAAAUUAAUUGAAAAAAAAUGGUUUACAAGUUAUUCGUGUGUCUUAUCUAGAUAG